UUUUAAGGUUCCGAACUUUUUUUUAUUUUAAAAUGAGAAACCAAAACAAAAAACAAUGAUGUUACUAUUUCGAGUCGACACUAAGUUUGAUCAUGUUACUGUAGUAAGAUAAUUAAGAUAUGAUAUACAACACAAGAGGCCAAAACCACGAGAAGAUGUAAUAGACAUAUUCUGUUUCUUCUCCAGAAUUCAUGUGAGUCUUGUCGAUUUUGAUCCUCCCUCUUCUUCCCCAAACCUCUCAUGUACAGUUUGUAAUUCGAUCUGGUUUUUUUUCGGCCAAAUUUUAAAUCCCAAAGAUUCAACAAGAAUCACCACCAUGAAAGGGAAUAAAAAGACGAUGACGAAGCAGAUAACGGCGAGACGUGACGAUACGCCGUUACACACGGCGGUUAGAGAAGGCAGAACGGAGCUUCUUUUAGAGAUGAUCGGCGAAUACGACGGCAACGGCGUAGAGCUGAAAGAGUUGCUGGCGGAGCAAAACCAGUCAGGAGAAACGGCUUUAUACGUGGCGGCGGAAUCCGGUCACACCGACAUGGUCAAGAUUCUGAUGAAACACUGCGACUCUGUCUUAGCCGGAACCAAAGCCAAAAACGGCUUCGACGCUUUUCACAUCGCCGCCAAAAACGGAAACCUAAAGGUUCUUGAUGUGUUAAUGGAAGCAAAUCCAGAGCUUUCAUUCACAUUUGAUUCGUCCAAAACGACGGCACUUCACACGGCGGCUUCACAGGGCCAUGGACAGAUUGUUUGCUUUCUGCUGGAUAAAGGUGUGGACUUAGCCGCUAUUGCAAAAAGCAAUGGUAAAACCGCUUUGCACUCUGCGGCUAGGAACGGACACACAGAGAUUGUGAAGGAGCUUAUUGCAAAGAAGCCUGGAAUGGCUACAAGGGUCGACAAGAAAGGUCAAACCGCGCUUCAUAUGGCGGCUAAAGGACAGAACGCUGAGAUCGUGGAUGCGUUGAUAAAAGCAAAUUCUCCGUUGAUCAAUGCAGCGGACAAUAAAGGAAACACUCCUUUGCAUAUCGCAGUCCGUAAAAACAGAGCAGAGGUAAUUGUUCAGACGGUUUUAGAGUAUGAUGAAAUCAGUCGAGUGUCGGUUAACAAAUCAGGAGAAACAGCGCUUGAUAUCGCUGAGAAAACCGGCCUGCACGAGAUUGUACCGCUUCUUCAGAAGAUUGGUAUGCAGAACGCAAGAUCCAUCAAGCCAGCUGCAAGGGUGGAAACAUCAGGCUCUUCUAGGAAGCUGAAAGAAACGGUGAGCGAGAUAGGCCACGAGGUGCACACUCAGCUUGAACAGACCGGUAAAACGAGAAGAGAGAUCCAAGGAAUCGCUAAACGGGUCAACAAGAUGCACACGGAAGGACUCAACAACGCCAUAAACUCCACAACUGUAGUCGCCAUUCUCAUAGCAACCGUAGCUUUCGCAGCUAUCUUCAACGUUCCAGGCCAGUUCACGGAUGAUCCGAAAGACGUUCCUGCAGGGUAUACACUCGGAGAAGCGAGAGCAGCUUCGAGACCAGAGUUCUUGAUCUUCGUCGUGUUUGAUUCUUUCGCGCUCUUCAUCUCUUUAGCCGUUGUUGUGGUUCAGACAUCAGUUGUGGUUAUAGAGAGGAAAGCUAAGAAGCAAAUGAUGGCGAUAAUCAACAAACUCAUGUGGAUGGCUUGCAUAAUGAUCUCAGUCGCCUUCUUGUCGCUGUCUUUCGUUGUUGUUGGAGAUAAAGAGAAGCCUCUUGCGAUUGUUGUAACCGCCAUUGGAGCUUUGAUCAUGGUUUCGACACUUGGGACUAUGUGUUAUUGGGUGAUUGCUAAUCGUAUUGAAGGCUCUAAAUCGUCUCCAGCUUCAAUGAUGUCGGACCCUGAGUUAGUGGAUCACAAGCAUAACCGGAAACUUUAUGCGGUUUGAUUGGAGUGAAAGAAAGAGCAGUAAAAAUCAUUCAAGAAUGUAGAGAAGAAUGUAGAGAUUAUUGUAUCCAGAAAUAAAAGAAAGAUCUCGUGUUUAGAUUCUGUAUAUGUAAACAAAGAAAUGUAAAAAUUAGCAUGAAUCACCUGACUUGUAUUAGCAGUUUUUUAUAUGAUACGUUGCAAUAACAUAAACAUAGUUUUUUGUAAAGAAAAUUAGAUUAACAUAAUAUAACCUUUUAAUACAUCUCUCCC
This is a messenger RNA of Thlaspi arvense, 2151 nucleotides long. The record is from the annotation of a GenBank genome assembly. NCBI's taxonomy places the organism in Eukaryota, Viridiplantae, Streptophyta, Magnoliopsida, Brassicales, Brassicaceae.